This is a messenger RNA of Penaeus chinensis, 942 nucleotides long. RefSeq names its product glutamate receptor ionotropic, delta-2-like. Gene Ontology annotation, cellular component: membrane. The record is from RefSeq and is a predicted model, not a curated record. Gene Ontology annotation, molecular function: glutamate-gated receptor activity. The coding region runs from base 1 to 942 and encodes 313 amino acids. The transcript is spliced from 6 exons. Lineage: Eukaryota; Metazoa; Arthropoda; Malacostraca; Decapoda; Penaeidae.
AUGAGUGUCUUCUCCCGCCGCCCCCAGAACCCGCCCUUCAUCAAGGUGGAGGAUGCGGCGCCGCCCUACAAGGUGUCGGGGACUCAGGUGCAGAUCUUCGAGGUCUUAAUGAACUACCUCGGCCGUUGUCACGAAUGGGUGAUUCCGGAAGUACAUGGCUACGGCUACCAGCAUCCCAACGGCUCGUGGGUCGGGGUCAUCGGCUCCGUCCACAACGGGCGCGCCGACUUGUCGAUGGCCCUCGGCCACAGCAUCGACAGGGCCAAGGUGGUCGACUUCAGCGAGAACCUCUACAUGGACGAGUUCGCCAUCGCCUACAAGCGGCCGAAGCUCGCCUCCGACAUCAUUGGCUUCACCAGGCCAUUCACUCUCUCGGUGAGCUGGGAGGGGGGGGGGUUACCACGCCAUCCUCCAAACGCCCCGCUUGAUGUCCACAGGAGGACGGGGCGCGAGGGGGCGCCGGGCACAGAGAACCAGACUCAUUUUCUUCGAGAUGUUGAGGAGUCUGUCCGCUGGACCAUCUGCCAUCUUAUUGGUCAGGCCGUGCCGCAGGAGCCCGCAGGCAACGGCCCCAGGAUCGCCGGCGGCCUGUGGCUCCUGUCGGCCUUCAUCCUGGGCGUGGUGUACCGUGGCAACCUCAAGGCCAUGCUCAUCUUGCCAAGGGUGGUGCUGCCCUUCGACACCCUGCAGGAGCUGACGGAGACCAACAUCCCCAUCUGGAUCCCCGAGGGCAAUCUCGUCCACAAGGCCAUCAUGGCAGCGACGCCGGACUCGGCCUACUACCGCCUCCGGAAGCAGAUGCUGGUGCACCUGGACGUCCCGCGCGGCACCAGGGAGACCUUCGGCGGCCUCCACGCCGUCGCGGCGCCCAUGACCACCAUCGUGUUCCUCAUCGACCUCACCUUCUCGACGGCAAGUUACUAUGUUUCCCUUUUCCCUUGA